CCCUCUUUCCCCCCCCCCCCCCUCCCACCAAAACCAGAGCUCCAUACAAAGCCAUGCCUCUCAGUACCACAAUCAAACCCACUUUGCUUCCCACUCCGGACUCCAACAAUCUAAUCCCAAGGAAGUUCUUCACAUCAACAACACGCUAUACAAUAUUCCACCGACCUUGUUCCUCAUCUCCUCGAAUUCUCACGGUGAAAUGCAGCAGCAAUGGAGGCUCAGAGCAGAGCAGUAAUAAUUUGAAGGAUCUACUGUCUGGUUAUGUGGAUGGACAAGUAGAAGAGCUACUGAAUAGAGAAGAGAACAAGGUCUUGCUUGAUGGGUUGGAGAAGGCGACAAAGAGGGUAGAGAUUGCUAAAACAGAGCUCGCCGAGAUUGAAAAACAAGAAUUUGAGGCAAAGCAAAUGAGGGAAUACAUCACCCAGCUUGAAAGUAGAGCUUCCGAGAUUGAAAAAUGCCAGAAGGAGAUCUUAGAGGCAAGAGUCAUGGUUGAAGAAGCUGAAAGCUUCCUCUCACAGAAUGAGGAUGGAAUUAAAAAUGAGGAUGAGGUUAACAAGGAAGAAGAGAGAUGGGAAUCAAUAAAAGCAGCUUCUGUCUCUGCCAUUGUUGGAACUCUAGCAGGAUUACCUAUUUCCUUCUCCCAGGUGUCUACCAUUUCAGAGCUAUUACUCCCUGUAGCAAUUACCUUUGCAAGCUGUGCAUUAUUUGGAGUUACCUUUCGAUACGCAAUUCGGAGAGACUUGGACAAUGUUCAGCUUAAGACUGGGACAUCUGCAGCUUUUGGCUUUGUCAAAGGUCUUGGCAUGUUGGGUGGUGGACAACCUUUGGAACUAAAUGCGGAAAGCUUGUUAUCACAUGCUUUUGAUGGUGCAAUUUCUGUAUCUCAGAGUCUCUUUGUUUUUGUUUCUGCUGCUGUUGGUCUGGAUUAUUGUUUUAAGAUGGGGUUUUUAAGUCCUUUUCCUAUCAAAAGAUCAAUUUCAAGUUCCAAAACCAGGUAAAAUGUUAUAUUUAUACUGAAUUGAAUGGUACAUUUAUACCGAAUACAAUGGUGCUGUCUUAGUUUGGCAUUUUUUUGAGUAGAUUAUACCAGUAUUCUUUUUAGUAUGAAGAUUUUCAGCUAGUGAAAACUGAACAAUGACUUUUGAUCUUCCCUUCCCCUGUUGGUAAUUGGGUGAAGACUCCUGAAAAUUGGAGAGAAGUUACUGCUUUUGGGGGGUCUCGGAUAGAAUAAAACACGUUGUUGACACAGCAACCAUGGUAGACAAUUACUUGAAAACAGACUAAAGUCAUCUCUCAGAAUGUUUUAUUUAAUGUCCAAAAGCAUUAUUACUAUGUUGUUUUUGAUAAUUCUCUUAUACUACCAACAACAAUGGAGGAUCUGAGACACAUAAAAAACACCAAAAACAAAUGAGCCUAUGCGCCUAAUCAAAGUGAACUUUACUCAGAUUCUAAGAAAUUGACCCAAAAAAAAAAAAAAAAAAAAAAAAAAAAGAAA
Molecule: messenger RNA, 1495 nt
Organism: Ziziphus jujuba (common jujube)
Lineage: Eukaryota; Viridiplantae; Streptophyta; Magnoliopsida; Rosales; Rhamnaceae
Exons: 3
Coding region: 54-998 (314 amino acids)
Source: RefSeq, a predicted model, not a curated record